Messenger RNA from Sphaerulina musiva SO2202, 1183 nucleotides. Its product is annotated as 60S ribosomal protein L2. NCBI's taxonomy places the organism in Eukaryota, Fungi, Ascomycota, Dothideomycetes, Mycosphaerellales, Mycosphaerellaceae. Gene Ontology annotation, cellular component: cytosolic large ribosomal subunit; ribosome. The coding region runs from base 26 to 790 and encodes 254 amino acids. Gene Ontology annotation, biological process: cytoplasmic translation. The record is from RefSeq and is a predicted model, not a curated record. The transcript is spliced from 3 exons. Gene Ontology annotation, molecular function: structural constituent of ribosome; RNA binding.
CGACAAGACAAACACAACCGCUACAAUGGGUCGUGUCAUUCGCAACCAGAGAAAGGGUCGCGGCUCCAUCUUCACGGCCAACACGCGCCUCAACAAGGCCCCAGCGAAGUUCAGAACGCACGAUUACGCGGAACGCCAUGGCUACGUUCGUGGUGUUGUGAAGGAAAUUGUCCACGAUGCCGGUCGUGGUGCGCCCCUCGCGAAGGUCGUCUUCCGUGAUCCAUACCGUCACAAGCUCCACACCGAGACCUUCAUCGCCAACGAAGGCAUGUACACCGGCCAAUUCAUCUACGCCGGCAAGAACGCUUCUCUCACCAUCGGCAACGUCCUCCCACUCGGCUCUGUCCCAGAAGGUACUGUUGUGUCCAACGUGGAGGAGAAGGUUGGCGACAGAGGCGCACUCGGCAGGACAUCUGGAAACUACGUCACCGUCAUUGGCCACAACCCAGACGAGGGCAAGACCCGUGUCAAGCUGCCAUCUGGAGCAAAGAAGGUCGUAAAGAGCUCUGUCCGUGGCAUGAUUGGCAUUGUUGCUGGAGGUGGACGUACCGACAAGCCUCUCAUGAAGGCUUCGCGUGCUAAGCACAAGUUCGCUGUCAAGCGUAACUCAUGGCCAAAGACUCGUGGUGUUGCCAUGAACCCCGUGGAUCACCCUCACGGUGGUGGUAACCACCAGCAUAUUGGUAAGGCCUCGACCAUCUCUCGUUACGCCGCACAAGGUCAAAAGGCCGGUCUUAUUGCUGCCCGAAGAACUGGUCUCCUGCGUGGUACUCAAAAGACCAAGGACUAGACGCCUCUCGGACGGUAGUGGUGUUGGGGGUUCAAUGGAUUUGCACUGCAGCAUAAGCAGCUUUGUCACGGAAUCAAGCGAUGUCACGCAGACGAGGCGCUGCAUACCAGGGUUCAUGCGCAGAUCAAAUGAUAUCACGUUCAAAAGACUUCGCACCACAUCCCUUUCAGACUCAGUCUCGGUAGCUAUGAUCAGUCCGCUUGCACUGUACGCUAUACAGGGCAGCUGUAGUGUCCUGAAGGAGUUGGAAGGGAGGAAGGCCGCACAGUUGCGGAAGAGUGUGCUCGAUCACAGACAGUUGACGAGCUGCAUCAUAUGCUUCCCACCCAUACUGCAAAUGUCUCUGCUACAUGUACCUCUGAUGUUUCACAAUGCAAGGUCCACCCAUCUCUG